AUUUUAUAAUAUUCAAAAUCCCAAUUAAAAUAUGAAGAGCUUCCCUUUCUGUCAAUUUAAGAACUGUAAUUACGAAGCAAAGUACUACAUCCUAGGCGUUCAGAGUUACCUGUGUGAAGCACAUUUUGUCAUGAAGUACUCACAAGGCGAUGGAGUCAGACUAACAACACCAGCCGAGGUGAAGGAGAGAAUAGAGAAAGUUGAGAAAGCACUCAAGAUCUUCUUGGUAACUAGUCAGACGAAGCAGGAUCGAGCUGUAAAAGAGCGGAUAUUGAAAUUUUGUGACGAGCUUACCUGCCAACUUAUUGUAAUCAAGGCUAAACUUGUCGAAGUUGAUUUUAAAGAGCUGUUUUAUGAAUAUACAGCAUUGAAGAACCAAGUUAAUUCUAUCCAAACUUUGAUCGACGACGAAAUAGAUUUUAUCCAGUUCACCAGAGAAUUCUUCUGGAGUCUAAUUGGUGAAGAUUAUCAGCAAGAAAACAACAAUGAAGCCCAUAAUGAGCAAAUUGAUAAAUUACAAGAAGAACUAAAGCUCAAAGAAGCCAAGAUUGAAGAACUUGAGAAGGAAAAUAGUGAUCUGUUAAGAACUAUCCAAGGCUUAACUUCUCAUAAAGCAAAAGUAGUGCAGAUAGGUGAAGAAAGAGAUAGAGAGGACAGAAUUGAAGCCUCAGAUUUCAAUGAUCUCUACAAAUAUAUUGUUGGUGAAACUAUUUCAGUUGGGCCUGAGUACAAACUCAAGCUGAUCCUCAAAGAUAUUUAAGCACAUGGAGUUCCUGAAGUGUCUUGAUAGUCCAAUUCCAGCUUUGAAUCAGAUCAAUCUGGAGAGUAUUCCAAAGAACGAUGAGUGUGUAAAGCAUUUUUUAAGAACGAGUUUCCCAGUUAGAGUCCAGAAGUUCCACUUCGGAUACCGCACUGAGCUCUCAGACAUCAAUGAUUAUGUAGAAGACGUUGGCGGGGUUAAUCAAAGUGUUGAGGAGAGGUUCUACAUCUGGAGCUUUGAAAUUGGAGCUGAAAAUCUUGCCUUUCUGCUCUCAAUGUACCGCAACAUUAGAUUCUUCGGAACCCCAUAUUGCAAGCUUGAUUUGGACCAAGUGCCUGACCUUGCUGAAGCUCUUGAUGGAACUACUAUUGAAGGUUUGGACUUGUAUAAUUGUGGCCAUCCCUCACUUGGAAACUGGAGCAAGAAGCCAUCACGCUUCGAUAAUUUAAUCAAAGGCCUUGGAGCCAGUGAAGACUUAAAACAGAGCUUGAAAGAAGUCAACUUGGCUGGAUGUGGAAUGGAAAGAUACGCUGCAAGGCAGAUACUUGAUUCUUAUGGAUUCCAAAAUGCAGAUAUUCGUGUGUAACUAUCUGUGAAUCAGUAAUAACACCUGAAAGUCAAUAAAGAAUGCUCAUUAUAAUAAGUCUCCUCUUGGUCAUCUUCGUUUCACAUUAAAUGUAUCUCAAUA
Messenger RNA from Moneuplotes crassus, 1448 nucleotides. The record is from the annotation of a GenBank genome assembly. Lineage: Eukaryota; Ciliophora; Spirotrichea; Euplotida; Euplotidae.